CCUCCUCGCUCGUCUCCUCGUCUCAUUGCUCUGGAUGCCAGUGGCUCCGAGUCAUGGAGGAGGCGGCAGUCACACACCAACCAGGAGCGCCAGUCCUCCUGUUUCAAGACGAGGACGAGGGCGAAGUGACCUGGACCCAAAGCAGAAGUCCUGCCGUUGUGGACCCCGUACUCACACAGCCCGGCCUCGGCAUCACCACGACCACCGUCACCACCAUCACGCAAACGGGAGGCGGCUGGAGCACGGGCCUGUUUGAUGUCUGCGAAGACCGGACGACAUGUGUUGUCGGCGCUCUGAUGCCGUGCUGUCUGGACCUCAGUCUCGCUCACCAGUAUGGGGAAAGUGUGUGUACGCCUCUGCUGCCAGGCUCCACCUUUGCCAUGCGGGUUGGGAUCAGGGAGCGCUUCAAGAUUCGGGGCAGUGUGUGUGAGGACUGGACCACGGUGUACUGCUGUUACCCUCUGGCUGUUUGUCAGAUGAUCAGGGAGAUGAAGUGGAGGAUGAAGACCCAAACCUAUCACGUGUCCACUACCCUGGAAUGCUCCUGAACAACCUCUGGACGCUAAAUGAGACCUGAUCGUGGAAACUACUACAGAUGUGGUGACGGUGGCAGGAACUUGAACAGCUGUCCGAUUGGAGUCAAAGUGACAAACAGCUCCGAUGCAACACGUGUUUUCCUCUCUGCUUGGGGAAUUCAGCAAAACUUUCUGACAGGUGCACGUUUCAACAAGGAGAACCAGUGAAAUCUGGCAUGAUCCUCCUGUUGCAACCAAAGGUCUCCAGACACAUUAAAUCAUGCAGUCCCCGUCAGACAUGAAGGAAAGAUGGUGCAUGAGCACAUAACUAGAAGAGUUCUGUCCUGCUUGAACAAGAACAUUCAGUAUGAAAGCCGACCACACGGGCCGCAGCGUAGCUCCGAUUACAGUCUACAGUCCAAGUCAAGUUUGGUGAAAAGAAAAGCCAAUUUCCAUAUUUCUGUUAUUCUUUCAUGCAUGUAUUCCCCGAUCCAGCCCCAGGCAUCACUUCUACUAUUAAUCCAGUCCUGAUUGCUUUGGUUCCCUGAACCUGAAAUGCCAGCCACAAAGAACGGAUAUGAAAAUGUUAUUUAUACACAAAGAAGAUGGGUCCUCAAAGGGCAAAUCUGUAAUUUACCUCUUACAGAUGUUGCCCCCCUCCACCUGGCAGCUGCUCCAAAUACAACAGGGACUGGGAGAAAUUGCUUUGGUCUUUAAAAGGACUCCUCCAUUUCAGUAAAUUCAGAUUUUGCUCUUAUGUUUUUUAACUAUCAGUAUGACACUUAGUGAUUGAAACUUCCUAUCCAUAAGAACUGAAAUCUGUCUACUUGAAUAUUGGUUGGAUUGACCGACCAGUUUACAUCCCACUGUGGACUCUCAAUUCUCACUCUGCACAAAAGACCUAAAAAAACCCCAAAAUUCUUACUUGCUUCUGUGUAUUCAUGCACAUCAAAGAAGAAAUAAGAGCAAACAGACGAACAUUUUGCAACUUCCAAAUUCCCAGUCGAGCGAGAAAAUCUUUAAAACAUAUGCUCAGAG
This is a messenger RNA of Salarias fasciatus (jewelled blenny), 1553 nucleotides long. It is a transcript of the gene plac8l1, whose product is annotated as PLAC8 like 1. The transcript is spliced from 4 exons. Lineage: Eukaryota; Metazoa; Chordata; Actinopteri; Blenniiformes; Blenniidae. The record is from RefSeq and is a predicted model, not a curated record. The coding region runs from base 54 to 548 and encodes 164 amino acids.